Messenger RNA from Penicillium angulare, 777 nucleotides. RefSeq lists its product as uncharacterized. The transcript has a single exon. Bases 1 to 777 code for a protein of 258 amino acids. The record is from RefSeq and is a predicted model, not a curated record. Gene Ontology annotation, molecular function: transmembrane transporter activity. Gene Ontology annotation, biological process: transmembrane transport. NCBI's taxonomy places the organism in Eukaryota, Fungi, Ascomycota, Eurotiomycetes, Eurotiales, Aspergillaceae.
AUGGCUUUUUUUAGUCUGGCGCCGUUGCUUGGUCCGUCUGUUGGUCCGGUUAUGGAUGGCUUUAUUGCUGAGUAUACUACUUGGCGAUGGGUUUUCUACGCUACGUCGAUUGCGACUGGUAUUGUACAAGUCGCAGGUGUGUUUUUUCUUCGUGAAACGUACGGUCCUCGAAUUCUCAAGGUGCGUGCGAAAAAGCUUCGUACAGCGACCGGCGAUUCUUCGUAUCGGACAGUAGAGGAACGAGAGGGCAAGACGUUGAUCCAGUUGAUGCACAUAUCUCUUCUGCGGCCCUUCCGUCUUCUCUUCACACAGCUUCUUAUUCAAGCUCUGGCCUUAUAUAUGGCUUAUAUCUAUGGCGUUUAUUACCUUUUGAUGUCAACUUUUCCGGAUCUAUGGACUGAUGUUUACAAUGAGUCGACGGGUAUUGGAGGAUUGAAUUACAUUUCUCUUGGUUUAGGGAAUAUGCUAGGUACAUAUCAAUGUGCGUUUUUGAACGACCGGAUCUAUCAACGUUUCAAAGCCCGUAACUUGAACAAUACCGGAAAGCCUGAGUUUCGAUUACCCUUACUCACUAUCACUACGACUUGUAUCCCGGUCGGUCUCUUUAUUUAUGGCUGGACAGCCCAGACUCAUCAACAUUGGAUAGCUCCCAACAUUGGGAUUUGCAUAUUUAGUGUGCUAGCAUUUAUCUCGUUGGGGAUGGGGAUUCCGGCGCCCAUUUCUCUCUGCAUGUAUGGCGAGAAGCUACGAAAUGCUAGCCCGUAUUCUACUGGCUAG